CUGAACUUGAAAAAAUCUCUUCUUCCUCUCCAUCCUCAAAAUUCACUUGGAAGAUCAACAAAUUUUCGAAAUUUACAUCCAUGUCUACUUACAGUGAUGUUUUCUCUGUUAAUGGUUUCAAAUGGAAAGCAUGUAUUUGUCCAAAGAGAAGGGAGGAAGUGUACGACCACAUAUCACUAUUUCUAGUUCCGAUUUGACGAAAUCCGUCGACACCCAGUUCAGUUUUGCGAUUAUUAGUCAAAAGGAUCGAAACAACACUCUCAAAUUUGAACUGAAACACAAUUUCCAUGAAGGGACAAGCCAGGGGUUUGGUUGGACUUUUUUCAUGCCUCUGGUUGAACUACACGACCGUACUAAAGGCUAUAUUGUUGAUGAUACUUGUGUCAUUUCAAUUGACGUCACUUGUUUGAUGAAAGAACCAAAAGAAGAAGACGACUCAACAGCGAAACAGCGCAGCUGCAGCAGCAAAGAAGAGGAAGAGAAAGACUCGACAGUGAAACAGCCCAGCAGCAGCAAUCCACUCAAGAGCCCAACUGCGAAGCCAAAACGCACCAAAACCAUGGCGACUAAUCGAAGACGUAAUUAAGCAGGCAGUAGAGAUGGUAAUUUGGAUUGAAGAAGGUAUAUUGUCAAGUCAUAGAAAGGGGAUUAGGAUUACUAAUACUACAUGGAAAAGUGUUAUCUAGAAAGAAAGAAAUAGGUGAAUAGUUUGUGUUCGAAGAAAUGUCUCACAGAAAAUAAAGUUGCUAGUAGUGAAAUUAACAGAAACUGAGUUAGUAAGGCUGGUUUACAAUAAAAUCUAUUUGGAGUAGCUC
Molecule: messenger RNA, 815 nt
Organism: Papaver somniferum (opium poppy)
Lineage: Eukaryota; Viridiplantae; Streptophyta; Magnoliopsida; Ranunculales; Papaveraceae
Exons: 3
Coding region: 122-586 (154 amino acids)
Molecular function (GO): protein binding
Source: RefSeq, a predicted model, not a curated record